Messenger RNA from Gamsiella multidivaricata, 1170 nucleotides. RefSeq lists its product as uncharacterized. Bases 251 to 961 code for a protein of 236 amino acids. The record is from RefSeq and is a predicted model, not a curated record. Lineage: Eukaryota; Fungi; Mortierellomycota; Mortierellomycetes; Mortierellales; Mortierellaceae. The transcript has 6 exons.
AGUACUCAUAAAACGGGUUCUUGCCAUUCCUUGAUGUGCUGCUCGCGAACGCCACGAAGAACGUGUUCGAGUUUUCAUCCGCCCAUGCAUAAGAUCUGUUUUGAGGACCCUCCUGAAGACUCUUGUCGUAUGCGAAAUAAUUGGAUCCGAAUCUGCUGUGCAUUUCAGUGGGUUUGAAUACAACCCACACCCAUCAACGGCUUCCCGCGCCUCACAUCCCAUUCCAUCCCAGAUAACGCCCCUCUCAUCCAUGGCGGCAAACCCACCCCCGCCAGCUCCUAAAAGAGACCGUGAAGAGGAUGCGGCGCCCCCUCCCAAAAAGACCCAUCUUGAAAGAGUCUCUGUGCUUGGUUUCCUUGGUAGCCCGGUUGACAAGACCAACAGAUACGAUUCGCUAUCUACGAUUGCAUUUGCCCUCCGAAAUCGGUCUUUUCAAGAAAUAGAGUUACUGUCCACACCUCCCGGUUCCGGCACUCUAUUUCCAGUGGUCGAUACAGAAGACCUAUAUGUUCGGCAAGCCUACAAGGACCUUUACCAAGAAGUUUCCAUGAAAUUUCAGGACAGUCCUAGGAAUAGGGCUCAGAAGCACGUUGUUGUCACUGGAACAUCAGGCAUUGGAAAAUCAGCCUUCCUCGUAUACUUCACCAUCCGACUUCUUGCUACAAGCAGUAACGACAACCCGCCUAUUGUGGUUUUCCAGGAGAAAGGGGGAUCCAAGUGCUAUGUAUAUGGAGGGCUAUCUACUCUACGCUAUGGAGACAUCGAGGAUUUUCGGCCCUUCCUCAAUCUACCCGAAACGUGGUAUUUAGUCGACAGCUCUCCAAACCCGCUGCUGGAGAGAGCAAGGACUAUUAUAUCAGCAUCGCCAAAGACACUACAUUCCGAGAUGAACCAAUAUCAGGAAGUCGACAAACGAGUACCGUGGCGUUACUACAUGGCCCCAUGGAUGCUGAGGAGUUAGAGCAAUGCCGGGACGGUGUUGAGGGCUUCAAAGUGGUUCCCAAGAACCUUAUGGAGGAACUCUACGGUAUGGUAGGCGGCGUGCCGAGAUAUGUCCUUGAAAAACCAAUGAAUGUACUGAACCUCGGUCCCGGUGAUACUGCUGGUGCCAAGAAGAGUGCGUGUGCACGCGUUUUGCAAGCCAUCGAUCUCGUCAGAGCUCCGCUGAGG